Macadamia integrifolia is the source of this 886-nucleotide messenger RNA. Its product is annotated as G-type lectin S-receptor-like serine/threonine-protein kinase LECRK1. Lineage: Eukaryota; Viridiplantae; Streptophyta; Magnoliopsida; Proteales; Proteaceae. The transcript has a single exon. The coding region runs from base 36 to 866 and encodes 276 amino acids. The record is from RefSeq and is a predicted model, not a curated record.
CCCAACCAGCUAACUACUUUCUUCUUCCUAUUCUCAUGGCUGAUGUUGCUACCUUCGUGUUUCUCCUACUCCUCUCUUCUGUACUUUAUCUUUCUGCAGUACUAGCAGCUCAUGAACAAAGAUCAUCCAACAUUAGCUUGGGAUCUUCUCUUUCCCCAUCCUCCACCAAUUCAUCAUGGCUUUCUCCUUCUGGUCGAUUUGCUUUCGGAUUUUAUCCACAAGGAAAUGGGUUUGCCAUUGGAAUUUGGUUUGCCCAAAUACCUCAACUCACAGUCGUAUGGACAUCAAACAGAGACGAUCCACCUUUGUCUAGCAAUGCUACAUUGCUCCUUACCAGUAAUGGAAGGUUGAUCCUCCAAGACACACAAGAAGGCCAAGAAAAAUCUAUUGCAGACGACUUGCAAUCUGCCUCUUGGGCUUCCAUGCUUGACACCGGCAAUUUCGUUCUAUAUGAUUCAAGCGGAAAUAGCUUAUGGGAAAGUUUCGAUCAUUUCCCUACUGACACUCUUCUGCCAGGUGAACGUCAGACGGCCAUAUGCAGUAUUCCUGGUUACAACUUCACUAAAUUUGUUAAUGGAAGUCAAGAUAGUUUGGGUCGUUGCAAGCGAAAGUUAAACGCUGAGGGCUGUGGAAAUGAAACGAUGUCUAUAUUGGAGAACACUACCGGAUGGGUAAAACAUAUAAUUUACAAAAUUAUAGCAUCCACAGCCGAAGGAGAAUGCACAGACGAGGCUUGCUUGAGAUAUGGAUCAACACAAGAAUAUCCAUUCUACAUCUACGCAUUUUUCGUUAAAAUUGCUGUUUUUGUGGCAAAUUAUUUUAUCUUAUACUCAGCGAGAGUUGUAGUCCGACCACCUCUCCAAUAAAUCUUUUCAUCAAGGCACUG